Polyodon spathula (Mississippi paddlefish) is the source of this 2190-nucleotide messenger RNA. RefSeq lists its product as uncharacterized. NCBI's taxonomy places the organism in Eukaryota, Metazoa, Chordata, Actinopteri, Acipenseriformes, Polyodontidae. Gene Ontology annotation, cellular component: transport vesicle; trans-Golgi network; plasma membrane. Bases 91 to 840 code for a protein of 249 amino acids. Gene Ontology annotation, biological process: positive regulation of Golgi to plasma membrane protein transport. The record is from RefSeq and is a predicted model, not a curated record. Gene Ontology annotation, molecular function: connexin binding. The transcript is spliced from 8 exons.
AAAAAUGUUCUAUGAAGUAGCACUAGCAGACCUCACUGCUCUUCAGAGGAGCUCAGGCAAGUCCGCUGUGCUUACGCUCCUCCUGAUGUAAUGCAGCAGGGCACAGGAGGAUGGCUCUCUGAAGAGAAUGUGUCAGAGCAGGCAUGUCAAGCAGGGGACUAUGAGAAGCUAGCUCAAGUUUGCAUCAUGAGUAAAAGACCUCAUCUUGCUUUAGAAUACAGUGGAAAGGCAACUAAAAUUCGGCAGAAGGCUUUUGGCAAUGACCAUCCCAUUACUACAAGGAGUCUGGAGCUCCUGGCCUCUGUCUAUGCAGAAAUAGGAAAGACAGAAUAUUCAGGACAGUAUACCUCUGCGCUGUCGAAGACUUUCUCACCUGCCGACUCAUUCAGUAAAGUUUUAAAUGGUGUGCCUUUAGCAAAGACAGAGGUCUGCCAAGACAGGAAGAGACUGCAUAAGAAGGAUCUGCUGCUUUCCUCAACAAACAGUAAAGAGAAGGUCACAACAUGUAAGUGUCUCACCUCUAUACUGAGGAAGAGGUCAAGCUUCAGCUGCUCUGAGAACGAGUUCACGCACAGAAAGAAGUCAGACCGAAGGGUCCGGUUCAGGGAGCCUGAGAUCAUUGUACAUGACAUUCCUUACUAUGAUUGUUUACUAGCUUAUGAGCAAUCGACCAAUAGAACACACUUUGCCCUGCUGGCUUGCAUCUUCAUUUUACUGUCUGUGCUGGGAGUCGUACUAUACUGCACUGACAAGAGGAGACCCUUGAAAGUGUGUGAAGAAUUGGAGUCUGUUUUAAUUGUCUAUUUUCUUCAGAUGAAGCAAAUCCUCUGGGGUUAUUGAACAUGGCUCACAAGGCAAUGAAAGCAAGAGCGUGAAAAAUGAAAUGUGAGACUUUCCAUGCUCCUUGCCUCUGGCUUUUCUCAUAAAGCCAGGCUUCAGGAAAUAAAAGGUUUGCUUAAAACGACUUAAUUUAUGUUUCAGGACAUUUCGAAAUUCUUCUGCUGUUUCAGAAAACCAAUUAAAAAAAAAAAAUUAAAAAAGCAUUUCUUAAGUAUAAUAAACUGUGUAAAGGGUAUUCAAAGUAUAAUGUAGUAACCAUGGCAAUGUAAAUAUUUUUAGUGAAUUAUUUUUGUUUUCCUUUUUUUUUAUCUUAUUAUGUUAGAUUUUUCUAGAGAGAAUGGCAUCCAGACUUGUUUUGUAGCAUUCAGUUACUGAUUGUCUUUAUCAACUGAGCAGAAGGACCAAAAGGUCAGUGGGUGCAGACUGCAGUAGAGAAGGCUUUAGGUAGAAGGCUCAUAUGCAAUACUUGCUCACUAACCAAUCUGAUGAAGUUGUGAACCUGGUGUGAAAGAUACCACCCAUUGUGUACUGAGGUCAUGAAUGAGCACCUGAGUGCGGAUUCUAUUAAACUCAAUAAAUCUUACCUGUUACAGACUUCCACGCACUAAAUAUAUUUUAUCAGUCAGUCUCAAAAGAUGUGGGUUUUAAAGAAAUAUUUUUGUUUUAUUUUAAGACCUCUAGUGCUACACUAGGUUAAUGAAAUCUAUGUGUUACUUGUGUCGUGUGCAUAUCUCCUUGGUCAUUUGACUUGGAGAGUGAAAUUGUCUCUACUCCUUCAAUGCCUUCUUUCCAGUCAUUAACUAACCAGUUUCUUCUGCUUUGCAGCCAGUAACAUGCUUUGACCCUGAGUUAAGGUGAUAUAACAUAGGAGGUGACGCUGAAACACAUUUAGGCAAGCAAACUGAGAAAUUUCUGUAACCUUGUGUACAGCUAUGGCCACAAAUUUUGCAUCACCAGGAAUUUUAGGAGUGAGAAAUAAUUUAAGAAAAACUAUAUGAACAUAAUAAUCUGUUAUUUAAAAUUAUGUACCUGUUAUAAAAAAAAAUGUAUUUACUAUAACACGUUUCUUUCAAAACUUCACCUAUAAUGGAUGGUAAAAUUUCUGUAAUUAUUUUUGUAAGCUACUACCACCAAGCUGAAUAAGCUUGAGAGGCUGUUACACUAUUAAACAACCAAAUGUAAUUGUUUUGUUUGUCUUUGUAUGCUAUAAACAAAUACUGGAUUUGCAUUUGCAUAAAAUUAUGACUUAGAAGGAAAAAUGUAAGAAAAUAAGAUCUAAUCUGCUUCUGAGUUUCAGAUUCUGUUGAAAUGCAUUCGUACUACUUGUAUUUUAAUUUAAAAUUGUGUAUA